Spodoptera litura is the source of this 4146-nucleotide messenger RNA. RefSeq names its product Suppressor of ER stress-induced death. NCBI's taxonomy places the organism in Eukaryota, Metazoa, Arthropoda, Insecta, Lepidoptera, Noctuidae. The record is from RefSeq and is a predicted model, not a curated record. Gene Ontology annotation, cellular component: cytoplasm; membrane. Gene Ontology annotation, biological process: peptide catabolic process; proteolysis. Gene Ontology annotation, molecular function: metalloaminopeptidase activity; zinc ion binding; peptide binding.
UCGGUCCGGACACCACGGCGCGACGACGCACGUUACAUCUAUAACCGUCUUUCCCGCUUUACGAAACGCCAUGGAUCUGAUCAUUUAAUCGGACAAUGGAAUAUACGUCACAAAUAGGUCGAAUAAACGGUGACGUAAUGACCCAAGCCCACGAGCCUCUCAACAUAAUGGACGGCACACAAGCUGACUACUCCACAAAGACUAAGAGAGGCAUCUAUCUCUCCAAGUGUCUCGCCUUCAUUAUCUUAGUGAUCUUCGCUCUAGCUCUGGUCACUGCUUCACUCUUAGUCUACAACUAUGCCGCAUGUCCAAAAAUUGACCAAUUGGCGAACGUCACAAAAUAUGAACUAUGUCAUUGUGACCAAUCAAAACUGUUAGUGUUACCUUUAACGACAGAAAGCAGUAGAUCUGUCAUUCCUCUAGAAAGUUCAACUCACUCCUCUAUGCCAAAUAUAACAAACUUAUGGCUGCCAAAGCAAGUGAAACCAGAGAGAUAUUUUCUUAACAUAACCCCAUACAUUUAUGAGGGCAAUUUCACAUUUGAUGGAGAAGUUACAAUUCAUCUUAUAGUGAUUGAAGAAACCAAAGAACUUACCUUCCAUGGUGUCGAACUGACGAUACAUGAAAUAAGAAUCCAUGAGAAGGAUGACGACCAUUUGAUAUACAUAGUUAGACAACUUGAGGAUGUUCCGAGAAAUUUUCAUAUCUUGACCUUAGGAUCUUCGUUAGAGGUUGGAAAGCAGUACAUUUUAUCCAUCAAGUACACUGGUAUCCUAAAUGACAAUCUACAUGGAUUCUAUCGAAGUUCCUACGAAGAGAAGGGAGUUAGAAAAUGGAUAGCAGUCACUCAGUUCCAGGCGAUGGACGCCCGCCGUGCGUUUCCAUGCUGGGACGAGCCAGCUCUAAAAGCAAGGUUCACCAUAACCAUCGCAAGACCAAACAACAUGACGUCUCUUUCUAACAUGAAUAUUGUUAGACAUAGUCCGCACGAAAAUCUACCAGACUACACUUGGGAUCAUUAUGCGGAGUCAUUACCAAUGUCUACGUACCUGGUAGCAUUUACUGUCACCGACUUCAAGAAUAUGACCAAUAACAAGUUCUCCGUCUGGGCCCGAAGUGAAGCGGUACAGUCCGCAGCUUUCGCUCUAGAAAUAGGCCCUAAAAUACUCAAGUAUUUGGAAGAAUAUUACAAAAUUAAGUUUCCUUUGCCAAAAAUUGAUAUGAUCGCAUUACCGGACUUCAAAAAUGGUGCCAUGGAGAAUUGGGGGCUACUUACUUUUAGGGAAAUAUCAAUGCUAUACGAGGAAGGCGUCUCAGCGAGUACAGACAGGGUACACGUGGCGACUGUGGUAGCCCACGAGAUCGCUCACCAGUGGUUCGGCAACUUGGUCACUCCAACUUGGUGGCGUGACCUAUGGCUCAACGAAGGCUUUGCUACGUACGUCGAGUACGUUGCUGUUAAUGCUGUGGAGAAAUCCUGGAACAUUACAGAACUGUGUGUCCUAGACAUAGUCCACAACGUGUUCCAGUUGGAUGCUCUUAACUCCUCGCACCAACUAUCAGUGGAAGUUAGUGCUUCUGAGGAAGCUGAUGCUAUCUUCGAUAAAAUUUCCUAUGGAAAAGGAUCAGCACUACUUCGAAUGUUGAACCACGUGUUAAAAAGCGAUGUCUUCAACGCCGGAGUAACGAACUACCUCAAUUCCAAAAUGUAUGGCAAUGCUGAACAAAGGGACCUCUGGAGUGCUCUCACAAGUGCAGCGCGGAAGACUGGGGACUUUGAUGCAGAUGUCGCUGUGGUCAUGGACUCAUGGACCCUUCAAACUGGUUUUCCAGUCCUCACUGUAACAAGAGACUAUGAGAACGGCAGCUUGCUUUUCAAACAGGAACGAUUCGUUUUAAUUAACGACACAUUUGAGACCCAAAAGUCUCCAAUAUGGUGGAUCCCGGUGUCCUACGCCACAGCUUCGGAGAAAGAUUUUGAGACUACACAACCGAAACUAUGGCUGAAGGGAGAAAAGUCUUUGACUGUCAACAAUAUUACGAUGAGACCCGAAGAUUGGUUCAUAGCCAAUGUGCAGCAAACUGGUUUCUACCGUGUAAACUACGAUUUACAAAAUUGGAAGCUUUUAAUCAAGGUCCUUAAGGAUCCAGCUCGAUUCCAGGAGAUACAUAUCAUCAACAGAGCUCAGUUGGUGGAUGAUGCUAUGAAUUUAGCACUAACAGGUCGACUGGACUAUAGAACAGCAUUGGAUGUUACCAGCUACCUCGCUCAUGAGAGAAGCUAUGUGCCAUGGAAAGCUGGACUCUCAGCUCUUGGAUACAUAGACACAAUGCUGUCGAAAGGAGCUCACUAUUUGGAGUAUGGGCAUUAUGUCCUUCGACUUCUGAACGAUGCUGUAAAGGAAGUUGGAUGGGAGGUGUCUCCCAAUGAGAGCGUCAUCACCUCGCAGUACCGAGUGGACCUUCUGGCUUCAGCCUGCCACUUCGAACACCCUGACUGCUUGGAGAAUGCUGUUAGGAUGUACACCAACUGGAUGCUUGCUCCAAAUCCUGAUUCAAAUAACGAAAUUCAUGUUGAUCUGCGUGGGAUAGUGUACUGCGUCGGAGUACGAGCUGGCGGCGUGAGAGAGUGGACUUUUGCAUGGGACCGGUUCAAGGUGGCAACUGCACCUUCAGAGCGACACCGACUGCUGUCUGUGUUGGGUUGCACGAGGUCUCCUUCAUUGCUUCAUCGGUAUUUAGAGAUGUCACUGCGCAACGACAGCGGUAUUAGGAAGCAGGAUAUCGUCCGUGUGUUCUCAGCGGUUGCUGGCACUGGCAUCGGACAGCCAAUAGCGUUCAACUACAUCAGAGCUAAUUGGCAAAGACUUCGAUCAUUUGUUGGAUCCCUGUCCACGAUCAAUUUGAUUGUUAAACUGGUCACCAGACGGCUAAAUCAAGCACAUGAAUAUGAAGAGUUAAAGAGAUUCGUGAUGGAAUCCUGCAGUGACUUGGGUCGUCCAGUUCAGCAAGUGUUGGAGACCAUCUCCUCAAACGUGCAGUGGAGGGAUCGGAACUACCAUACCAUCGUCGACUGGCUUCGGGCAGCGGAUCAAGCAGCUAAACUAAAUUAAGAUUAUUCUAGAACAAAAUAGUCAUUACCAUGACCCCAAUUGUACAGUAUAAUCAUUCUUCACAAUCUGAGUAGGUAGUAUAGAAAUUUUAUACUUACAAAAUUUGUGAAUUAAAUAAAUUUAUGUUAUUAUUUUAAUAGCGUAACUUUGCACGAAGAAUUUAAGCUACGAUUUUUAGCGUCAUACAAUGUUAUUGUAAAAUGUAUAUACACCAAAAAUACUUAUUCAGUCUAGCCUUUUUGAUUACCUUUUUAAAAAUGAUUAAUUUUAACUGUUAUUUGACAUAAAAAAAUAAUUUGAAUAGAUACAAAAAGGCUUACUUAUGGCUGGCUGUUGAGAUGUCAAGUAGUUCAUUCUGCUCAUAUUUGUGAGCCCCAGCCGUGGCUAUAAACUAGUCAACCACCCUCGAACGAUUACGUGUACCUUAAUUGAACUUUAUAUGGAAAGAAGAAUCUAAUUUCAUUUUUUGUUAUAAAGUUGUACUUGCUAUUUAACUUCCAAUGAAAAGCAUUCUUUAUUUACGAGAACCUUUAAAAUAAUUUCGUAUCUUACUUUACUUAGUUUAAUAUUAUUGGUUACUCAGCCGUAACUGUAAGUGUUUGAAGCUAUUGAAAAUAUUAGUCCUUUUAGAAAUCCUAGAUCUGAAUCAACAUUAUAAUUUCAUUGUAUUAAAUCGUAAAGACGAUUAGUAAUUAUUAAAGUAUCUGGCAUGCUUUUAUAGUUAGUUAAACUUCUCUCAAAUCUUGCAAUAGUUUUCGUUUCCGAUGGUGAUGAACCAUCUGAAUAUCUUUAGAGCCAAAAUUAAAAACAUUUAUCUUUAAGUCUGCGACUAUUUUUUUUUUGUGUUUAAUUUUUCUUUUUCAACAAUUUUUUGUUCUACAGUCAUAAUGUUCAAGCUUUUAAACACCGUGACAUCUCUAGUUUUAAUUAAAAAUAAUAUUUAAAUCAAAUACUGUAUUAUCUUAUCUUAGAUAGUUAAUUGUCUGUAAAUACAAACUGAACUUUGUACUAUUUAGUUCUAAUUCUAAUAAUA